This is a messenger RNA of Glycine soja, 1929 nucleotides long. Its product is annotated as ACT domain-containing protein ACR3-like. The record is from RefSeq and is a predicted model, not a curated record. Lineage: Eukaryota; Viridiplantae; Streptophyta; Magnoliopsida; Fabales; Fabaceae. The transcript has 8 exons. The coding region runs from base 381 to 1730 and encodes 449 amino acids.
GAUUCUUCAAUGUACCCAUCCAGGUUUUGCACCGAAAAUGUCUCCUUUUACUGAUUCCAUGAUUCUCUUGUCAUCUUCUUUAUUCUUCUCUCUCUCUCUCUCUUGCAUUUCAUAAUCUAUUGGACAAGGAACUUCAGUGCUUAACUUGUGAUUAUUCCUAAAGUCAUGUUCAAAGGUCAGGAAAUGAAGCACGAGGAUUCUUUUACAUAUGCUUGGAAGAAUGUGUGCCUACAGCAUUGCAUUAAGUAGUGCUCUAUCACCCUCCCUACUGAUGACAUCAUGGUUUUAUAAUAUGGUUUUGACUGUGCUAUGAUUUUCUUCAAAAUUGUGAAAAUUACAGGGAAAACGAAGCAAGGGGUUUGACUGGGGAAGUUUAUUGAAUGACAAAAGUUUGUUGGCCAUAUUUUGAUCCGGAGUAUGAGAACUUCAGCAACAGAAUCAACCCUCCAAGGGUCUCUGUGGACAACGAUAGUUGCCAUGAUUGUACACUGAUCAAGUUUGAUAGUAUUAACAAACCUGGAAUUCUGCUGGAAGUGGUGCAAAUCCUGACAGACCUUGACUUCAUAAUUACCAAAGCUUACAUAUCGUCUGAUGGUGGAUGGUUUAUGGAUGUAUUUCAUGUCACGGAUCAGCAAGGAAAGAAGAUAACAGACAGCAAAACGAUUGACUUCAUUGAAAAGACUCUAGGACCAAAAGGCCAGAGCACAGAAGGGGUGAAGAGUUGGAAAGGCAAAAGGGUUGGAGUGCACUCAAUUGGUGAUCACACAGUAAUUGAGCUCAUCGGUAGAGACCGCCCUGGUCUUUUGUCUGAGAUAUCAGCAGUCCUUGCCAGCCUCCAAUUCAAUGUCAUUGCAGCUGAAGUUUGGACUCAUAACAGGAGAAUAGCUUGUGUCCUUUAUGUCAAUGAUGCUACAAACCAAGCCAUGGAUGACUCAAAAAGACUGUCUAUUAUAGAGGAGCAACUCAACCACAUCCUACGCGGGUGUGAGGAUGAUGAGAAAGUGGCUAGGACCAGUUUCUCAAUGGGUAUCACCCACAUGGAUCGGAGGCUCCACCAAAUGCUGUUUGCUGAUAGGGACUAUGAAAGUGCUGGAGUAACAACAACAGAUGUUGAUUGUCCCCCUUGUUUUAGGCCAAAUAUUAGAAUAGAACGUAUUGUGGAAAAAGGUUACUCAGUGGUUAGUGUGAAAUGCAAAGAUCGGGCAAAAUUGAUGUUUGACAUUGUUUGCACUCUCACUGACAUGGAAUAUGUUGUUUUCCAUGCUACAAUCUCUUCCGAAGGGCAAUAUGCAUCCCAGGAGUACUUUAUCCGGCACAUGGACGGAUGCACACUUGAUACUGAAGGAGAGAAAGAAAGGGCCAUCAAAUGCAUUGAAGCUGCCAUACAAAGAAGAGUUAGCGAGGGUGUGAGUCUUGAGCUUUGUGCAAAGGACAGAGUGGGGUUGCUAUCUGAAGUGACAAGGAUUCUAAGAGAGAAUGGCUUAACAGUUAGUAGGGCAGGUGUGUCAACUGUAGGGGAGAAAGGCCUCAAUGUGUUCUAUGUGAGAGAUGCAUCUGGGAACCCAGUGGACAUGAAGAUCAUCGAAGCACUACACAAGGAAAUUGGACAGACAGUGAUGGUCAAUGUGAAGAGGAUACCAGCUGCCUAUGCCAAAGCACCAGUUGAAACCCGAGGUUGGGCUAGAACAAGCUUCUUCUUUGGGAACUUGUUGGAAAGAUUCUUGACUUGAUAAUGAAAUUAACUUGAGGAUCUUGCAAGUGAUUCUAGGUUCUUGGUAAAGGAUACAUCAAAAUGUAUAUAUAUUUAAGGAUAAGAAUAAAGUUGUUGCGUGUCAGACUUUGGUAGGGGUUGUUGGACUUGGUCCCUUUGUUUCAAACCACUUCUUUAUAUGGUGUAACUUAUCAAUAGACUUUCCUUUUGCAUGCCCA